Molecule: messenger RNA, 567 nt
Organism: Pundamilia nyererei
Lineage: Eukaryota; Metazoa; Chordata; Actinopteri; Cichliformes; Cichlidae
Product: C-C motif chemokine 20-like
Exons: 4
Coding region: 66-344 (92 amino acids)
Biological process (GO): immune response
Cellular component (GO): extracellular region
Molecular function (GO): chemokine activity
Source: RefSeq, a predicted model, not a curated record
UCUGCUCUCCUGAAGAGACUCGCUCAAGCAGCCAAGCCGCAGCAAACCUACGAAGAAUCAGAGACAUGGCUUCCCGAGUUGCAGCUCUGCUCUUGCUGGGCGUCCUCUGCUUUAGCUUUGCAUCAGGUGAGAUCGCAAUGGACUGCUGUCUGCAAGCUAUCGACAAACGUCUGCCCUCCAAAAACAUCGUGGACUACAUCAUUCAGGAAGCUGGGAAAGGCUGUGAAAUAAGCGCUACUGUGUUCAUUACCAACAGUGGCAGAACUCUGUGUGUCAUCCACCCCAGCCAGAAACCAUGGGUGAGAAAUCUCAUCAAUAUCGUGAACAAGAAAAAGCAACAGUAAAUGAGAUGAACAAACUCUGGGAAGGAUGGAUGGAGACAACCAGAUCUCAUAGUCUGUGAUGGCAAUGUUGCACUGUAGAAGAUUAAAACCUGUUAGAGCGAUUACGGAGAAAUCAUCAUUUCAUCUUAUUUAUAAUGUUGUCCUGUAUAAGCUGCCAUGCCUCGGCCAUUGGCUCAAUAUAUAGCUACAUGUGUUUCUUCUGUUUUUUUGUGGUGACUGCGGU